AUGCAGUGUGAAUGGUUUGACGUCAGGUUUGACGUCAGGUUUGAGGUCAGGUUUGAGGUCAGGUUUGACGUCAGGUUUGAGGUCAGGUUUGACGUCAGGUUUGACGUCAGGUUUGACGUCAGGUUUGAGGUCAGGUUUGAGGUCAGGUUUGACGUCAGGUUUGACGUCAGGUUUGAGGUCAGGUUUGAGGUCAGGUUUGAGGUCAGGUUUGAGGUCAGGUUUGAGGUCAGGUUUGACGUCAGGUUUGACGUCAGGUUUGACGUCAGGUUUGACGUCAGGUUUGACGUCAGGUUUGAGGUCAGGUUUGACGUCAGGUUUGACGUCAGGUUUGAGGUCAGGUUUGACGUCAGGUUUGAGGUCAGGUUUGACGUCAGGUUUGACGUCAGGUUUGACGUCAGGUUUGAGGUCAGGUUUGACGUCAGGUUUGACGUCAGGUUUGACGUCAGGUUUGAGGUCAGGUUUGAGGUCAGGUUUGACGUCAGGUUUGAGGUCAGGUUUGAGGUCAGGUUUGAGGUCAGGUUUGAGGUCAGGUUUGACGUCAGGUUUGACGUCAGGUUUGACGUCAGGUUUGACGUCAGGUUUGAGGUCAGGUUUGAGGUCAGGUUUGACGUCAGGUUUGAGGUCAGGUUUGAGGUCAGGUUUGAGGUCAGGUUUGAGGUCAGGUUUGAGGUCAGGUUUGACGUCAAGUUUGAGGUCAGGUUUGAGGUCAGGUUUGAGGUCAGGUUUGAGGUCAGGUUUGAGGUCAGGUUUGAGGUCAGGUUUGACGUCAGGUUUGACGUCAGGUUUGAGGUCAGGUUUGAGGUCAGGUUUGAGGUCAGGUUUGACGUCAGGUUUGAGGUCAGGUUUGAGGUCAGGUUUGAGGUCAGGUUUGAGGUCAGGUUUGAGGUCAGGUUUGAGGUCAGGUUUGACGUCAGGUUUGAGGUAAGGUUUGAGGUAAGGUUAGAGGUCAGGUUUGAGGUCAGGUUUGAGGUCAGGUUUGAGGUCAGGUUUGAGGUCAGGUUUGACGUCAGGUUUGAGGUCAGGUUUGACGUCAGGUUUGAGGUCAGGUUUGACGUCAGGUUUGACGUCAGGUUUGAGGUCAGGUUUGACGUCAGGUUUGACGUCAGGUUUGAGGUCAGGUUUGACGUCAGGUUUGAGGUCAGGUUUGAGGUCAGGUUUGACGUCAGGUUGGACGUCCGGUUUGAGGUCAGGUUUGAGGUCAGGUUUGAGGUCAGGUUUGACGUCAGGUUUGAGGUCAGGUUUGAGGUCAGGUUUGACGUCAGGUUUGACGUCAGGUUUGAGGUCAGGUUUGAGGUCAGGUUUGAGGUCAGGUUUGACGUCAGGUUUGACGUCAGGUUUGACGUCAGGUUUGACGUCAGGUUUGACGUCAGGUUUGACGUCAGGUUUGAGGUCAGGUUUGACGUCAGGUUUGACGUCAGGUUUGAGGUCAGGUUUGACGUCAGGUUUGAGGUCAGGUUUGACGUCAGGUUUGACGUCAGGUUUGACGUCAGGUUUGAGGUCAGGUUUGACGUCAGGUUUGACGUCAGGUUUGACGUCAGGUUUGAGGUCAGGUUUGAGGUCAGGUUUGACGUCAGGUUUGAGGUCAGGUUUGAGGUCAGGUUUGAGGUCAGGUUUGAGGUCAGGUUUGACGUCAGGUUUGACGUCAGGUUUGACGUCAGGUUUGACGUCAGGUUUGAGGUCAGGUUUGAGGUCAGGUUUGACGUCAGGUUUGAGGUCAGGUUUGAGGUCAGGUUUGAGGUCAGGUUUGAGGUCAGGUUUGAGGUCAGGUUUGACGUCAAGUUUGAGGUCAGGUUUGAGGUCAGGUUUGAGGUCAGGUUUGAGGUCAGGUUUGAGGUCAGGUUUGACGUCAGGUUUGACGUCAGGUUUGAGGUCAGGUUUGAGGUCAGGUUUGAGGUCAGGUUUGACGUCAGGUUUGAGGUCAGGUUUGAGGUCAGGUUUGAGGUCAGGUUUGAGGUCAGGUUUGAGGUCAGGUUUGAGGUCAGGUUUGACGUCAGGUUUGAGGUAAGGUUUGAGGUAAGGUUAGAGGUCAGGUUUGAGGUCAGGUUUGAGGUCAGGUUUGAGGUCAGGUUUGAGGUCAGGUUUGACGUCAGGUUUGACGUCAGGUUUGACGUCAGGUUUGAGGUCAGGUUUGACGUCAGGUUUGAGGUCAGGUUUGAGGUCAGGUUUGACGUCAGGUUUGAGGUCAGGUUUGAGGUCAGGUUUGACGUCAGGUUGGACGUCCGGUUUGAGGUCAGGUUUGAGGUCAGGUUUGAGGUCAGGUUUGACGUCAGGUUUGAGGUCAGGUUUGAGGUCAGGUUUGACGUCAGGUUUGACGUCAGGUUUGAGGUCAGGUUUGAGGUCAGGUUUGAGGUCAGGUUUGACGUCAGGUUUGACGUCAGGUUUGACGUCAGGUUUGACGUCAGGUUUGACGUCAGGUUUGACGUCAGGUUUGAGGUCAGGUUUGACGUCAGGUUUGACGUCAGGUUUGAGGUCAGGUUUGACGUCAGGUUUGAGGUCAGGUUUGACGUCAGGUUUGACGUCAGGUUUGACGUCAGGUUUGACGUCAGGUUUGACGUCAGGUUUGACGUCAGGUUUGACGUCAGGUUUGACGUCAGGUUUGAGGUCAGGUUUGAGGUCAGGUUUGAGGUCAGGUUUGACGUCAGGUUUGACGUCAGGUUUGACGUCAGGUUUGACGUCAGGUUUGAGGUCAGGUUUGACGUCAGGUUUGAGGUCAGGUUUGACGUCAGGUUUGAGGUCAGGUUUGAGGUCAGGUUUGACGUCAGGUUUGAGGUCAGGUUUGACGUCAGGUUUGAGGUCAGGUUUGAGGUCAGGUUUGACGUCAGGUUUGAGGUCAGGUUUGACGUCAGGUUUGAGGUCAGGUUUGAGGUCAGGUUUGACGUCAGGUUUGAGGUCAGGUUUGAGGUCAGGUUUGACGUCAGGUUUGACGUCAGGUUUGAGGUCAGGUUUGACGUCAGGUUUGAGGUCAGGUUUGAGGUCAGGUUUGACGUCAGGUUUGACGUCAGGUUUGAGGUCAGGUUUGACGUCAGGUUUGAGGUCAGGUUUGAGGUCAGGUUUGAUGUCAGGUUUGAGGUCAGGUUUGACGUCAGGUUUGAGGUCAGGUUUGACGUCAGGUUUGACGUCAGGUUUGAGGUCAGGUUUGAGGUCAGGUUUGACGUCAGGUUUGACGUCAGGUUUGAGGUCAGGUUUGACGUCAGGUUUGAGGUCAGGUUUGAGGUCAGGUUUGACGUCAGGUUUGACGUCAGGUUUGAGGUCAGGUUUGACGUCAGGUUUGAGGUCAGGUUUGACGUCAGGUUUGAGGUCAGGUUUGAGGUCAGGUUUGAGGUCAGGUUUGACGUCAGGUUUGACGUCAGGUUUGACGUCAGGUUUGAGGUCAGGUUUGAGGUCAGGUUUGACGUCAGGUUUGACGUCAGGUUUGACGUCAGGUUUGGGGUCUGGUUUGAGGUCAGGUUUGAGGUCAGGUUUGAGGUCAGGUUUGAGGUCAGGUUUGAGGUCAGGUUUGACGUCAGGUUUGACGUCAGGUUUGACGUCAGGUUUGGGGUCUGGUUUGAGGUCAGGUUUGAGGUCAGGUUUGACGUCAGGUUUGAGGUCAGGUUUGAGGUCAGGUUUGAGGUCAGGUUUGAGGUCAGGUUUGACGUCAGGUUUGACGUCAGGUUUGACGUCAGGUUUGAGGUCAGGUUUGACGUCAGGUUUGAGGUCAGGUUUGAGGUCAGGUUUGAUGUCAGGUUUGAGGUCAGGUUUGAGGUCAGGUUUGAGGUCAGGUUUGAGGUCAGGUUUGACGUCAGGUUUGAGGUCAGGUUUGAGGUCAGGUUUGACGUCAGGUUUGACGUCAGGUUUGACGUCAGGUUUGAGGUCAGGUUUGACGUCAGGUUUGAGGUCAGGUUUGAGGUCAGGUUUGACGUCAGGUUUGAGGUCAGGUUUGAGGUCAGGUUUGACGUCAGGUUUGACGUCAGGUUUGACGUCAGGUUUGAGAUCAGGUUUGACGUCAGGUUUGACGUCAGGUUUGACGUCAGGUUUGACGUCAGGUUUGACGUCAGGUUUGACGUCAGGUUUGAGUUAGGUUGGAAGGAGGGGGGGGACGGGGGUAGGAGGGAGGUACGACGGGGGGAGGAGUGGAGAGGAGGGGGGGAGGACGGGGGGCGGACGGGGGAGGAAGGUAGGAAGACGGGGGGAGGACGGGGGAUGAGGGGGGGAGGACGGGGGGAGGUUGGUGGUGUGGGAGUAACGGACGGGACGCCUGCUCUGCUCUGCGUGGGUACACGGCGCUCUCCAGCAGCAGCGGCGGCUGGGAGCGCUGCAUGCCUUGCUUGCUGA
This is a messenger RNA of Closterium sp. Yama58-4, 4311 nucleotides long. The record is from the annotation of a GenBank genome assembly. Lineage: Eukaryota; Viridiplantae; Streptophyta; Zygnematophyceae; Desmidiales; Closteriaceae.